AAUGUCUUUGAGGUCAAACAUCAAACACUUCAUAAACGCUACUUCAAUUCGCUCGUUUUCACGCAACUUCCAUCACAAUGGUCGGCGUUCCUUUCCGCCGGAGCUAGCUGGUCCACCUCUGCAACAAGGUCCAUACCAUCUUCUCAAAGAAGACCCUAUUGAAGUUCUAUCCAACCUCUGGGUCAAGACCUUCUCACAACCGGGAAAGCCCAUCUCUAACCUUACCGGAUUCCUCUCGAAGCUAGACCUCUGGGUCCUUGCCUACCAGCGUACCUGCGCCCACGUCACCGGCUCCUUCCCCCCACGCAAUGCAAUCCACAGUCACAUCCUCUCCGAUCUUGUCUCCCUACGAAACACGGUUGUUUCGGGAAAAUUCAUCUGGAACGACAAGGCGCAUCCAGUAAUUCGUGGACCCAACGAAAGACCCAUUGCGAGCCUCUCCCGCCGCCAGCUCGAUACUGUUCUCACCUCCAACACCCCGCCGUUUCAGGACCAGGUAGUUCAAGAAACUCUUCUGAUGAUUCUCGAGCCGAUUUUCGAGCCCCACUUUUCUGCUAAGUCGCAUGCUUUUCGUCCUGGCAGGAACCCCCACACUGUCAUCCGGACCAUCAGGAGUAACUUUGCUGGGUAUUUAUGGUAUUUGAGAGGUGAUGUAAGUGACAUUUUCGAUAAUGUUGAUAUGAACACAACCAUGGAUUGCAUUGGAAAAGUCUUGAAGGAUAAGAAGGUAUUAAGCUUGAUCAGAUCAGGUUUGAGAGCAGGAAGCAGUGAUGCAGGCAAAGAGAAGAAGUUGGAUAAAAACAAAUUGAAAAAAGCCCAGACGAAGAAAAGAAUUCUGAAAGCAAAUGAGCCGAAGCCAGACCCAUAUUGGCUGAGGGCGUUCUAUGAUUUUUCACCAGAAGAGGCUGUAAAGAUACCAAAAUAUGGCUACUGUGGGAUUCUCAGUCCAUUGCUAGCAAACGCCUGUCUAAAUGAGCUUGAUCAUAUGAUGGAAGAGAAGAUAGUUGAGUUCUUCAGGCCCUGCGAGCUUGACACUAUUUGGAAACACUCUAUUGAUGAUGGUUGUCAUAAUCCGUCUUGGCCCGAGUUUGUUCCAUCGAGCGGGAAAUGGAAAACGAGAAAGAUGGACUACAUUCGGUUCGGGGGACAUUUCUUGAUUGGCAUAAGAGGUCCUAGGCAAGACGCUGUGGAUGUUAGGAAGGAAAUAAUCGAGUUUUGUGAGAGAGAGUAUGGCAUAAGAUUGGAUAACUCAAAGAUUGAAAUAGAGCACAUUAGUAGGGGGGUUCAAUUCUUGGAUCAUAUGAUUUGUCGCCGGGUAAUAUACCCCACACUCCACUACACAGCCUCGGGAGGGACUGUUGUGAGCCAGAAAGGCGUAGGGACACUUCUCUCCGUCACUGCCAGCCUGCAACGAUGUAUUCGCCUGUUCCGGCAGCUCAAGCUUGUGAAGGGUGACAGUGAUCCAGAGCCACUUCCUUGCACCCCAAUGCUUUAUUCCGGUCAAGCUCAUACUAAUGCUCAAAUGAAUAAGUUGCUUGAGACAUUAGCCGAUUGGUACAGGUUUGCAGAUAACAGACGGAAAGUUAUCGGCUUUUGCGCUUACGUGAUCCGUAGCUCUCUGGCUAAGCUGUAUGCGGCCAGAUAUAGACUGAAAUCUCGUGCUAAGGUGUAUAAGAUUGCAUCGCGCGAUCUGAGCCGUUCCUUGAGGGAACACAGUAACAACGCCGCACCUGAGUACUCUGAUCUUCUGAGGAUGGGACUUGUUGAUGCUAUUGAAGGUGUUCAGUUUUCUCGCAUGUCAUUCAUCCCGUCAUGUGAUUACACUCCGUUCCCGAGGAACUGGGUCCCAGAUCAUGAGAGGUUGUUGCAUGAGUAUGCCAAAUUACAAGAUCCUAAAUUUUUUUGUGAACUGCUCAAGGCUGUGAAAAGGAAGUCUUUGUCUUUACCUCAAGAUGAGGUGUCUGAAAUUGUUUGGGACUACAAGACACUCGGCGUGCAAAGCAAGUGUUUCAGUGGUGAUUAAAAAGAGCAAAAUUAUAUGGGACUCGGUGAUUUUUUGGGAUAAUGAGAGAAAGGGGCAUAGUUCAACUAAGGCAAUCCGACUGGCAGGAGUCUCAAGUUUGUGUCACAACACUUUUUUCCCAAGACAACUGCUCUUCAUUCUUGAAGAUCACUUCUGGUUUACUCAAAUACCGUGGAUAGUUUCUAUGUAUAGAUAAUAGAAGUGGUGAUCUUUUCCGAACAGCCCCUGCGCUUGAGAAGUGUCUCUGUUCACACGCUCUCUUUCUCAAACUAGUAGUGUUUAAAGAGAGUUAAAUCGCAUGCACUGCUCUGAAGCCCAUGAUAUGUGAACCCUUGAGCUAGGUGAUAUGAGACUUUCUGAAUCCAAUUCAGAAAAUACCCCUGUACUUCAUAAAGUUACCAAUUCGUUCAUGUAUGGAAAAUAAUUGUCUUUCUGAAUCCAAAUCCAACCUACCUUGAGACCUUUCCCUAAAAAUGAAUUUGCACUGGGUUCACUUUAUCCAAACGGAGCAUAAAAAUCCAGCAUUCAUAUUUGAAACUAAAACCUUGAAUUCGAAAACAGAGUCUUGAUAGAAGGAUCUGAGACAUAUUUUUUGUUCAGUCAUGGCGGUGGCAAUGGGUAUCCAAACGUCGUGGGACUUCACCUGCGACUUGGAAGUAAAUUUAGGAUGUCAAGAAAAGGCCCAAAUCAUCUAUACACGCCUACACGGCUUUGUGUGUUGAUAAGGAGUUGCAGCCGGAUAAGGUAAAAAGAUUGAUGUCAGCUUCAGAGGGGAAGCUUGUGGUGUGAGUACCGCCGUAUUGGAUUUUACUCCCGUGCUGUAAAACCCUAUAUAUUGAAGGAGUCGUUUAUUAAUAAUCCAUUUGUAUUACCAUACCAGAUUACAGGCACAUUUGCAUAACUUUUUUAGCUCAUCUUUUUACAUCAUCAUAACUUAUUAACUUUCUAUUGCCAUUGAUAUUUGG
Molecule: messenger RNA, 2988 nt
Organism: Cuscuta europaea
Lineage: Eukaryota; Viridiplantae; Streptophyta; Magnoliopsida; Solanales; Convolvulaceae
Source: the annotation of a GenBank genome assembly